Messenger RNA from Dreissena polymorpha, 3298 nucleotides. RefSeq lists its product as uncharacterized. Lineage: Eukaryota; Metazoa; Mollusca; Bivalvia; Myida; Dreissenidae. The transcript has 9 exons. The record is from RefSeq and is a predicted model, not a curated record. Bases 416 to 1435 code for a protein of 339 amino acids.
CCAUUUUGACAGUUUCUCAGUCAAUUUGUAUAUCUCCGGAAGAACAACUUAUGAUUUUAAGUGUAUCUCUAUUGGGGAUUCAUAUGUUGGUUUAUCGGGCGUGAAACUACUUGUUAAUGUUUUGGUUUAAUCAAAGUGUUUUACAACCAAAACUGUGACGUUUAAUCACAUUAACUGGUUUAAGUUUCAGGUCAAAUAUAUUGGAGGCUUACGUUGUUAAUCAAGGGCGAGUGAUCUUCCUGAUUCAGCAUCUUCUGGCAGUGAACAAAAUCAUGACAGUCGUAAAGAAAGCGCCGACAUCGACCUGAAUAAAUUAUUUGGAAUAUCAGAAAAAUCAAAAUCGAAAUCCGAAACUACGCCAUUGAAGAAGCAAGUGAAUCCCACCAGGACAUCAAUAGCAACAACAGGAAAUACAAUGAGUGCAGACGAAGACAAGGUAAAAAAGGCAGAUGAGUUUAUGGAUAAACCAGAAGUAACUAUUUAUCAAAGGACGAGUGACCUUCCUGAUUCAGCUCCUUCUGGCAGUGAACAAAAUCAUGACAGUCGUAAAGAAAGCGCAGACAUCGACCUGAGAAAUACAAUGAGUGCAGACGAAGACAAGGUAAAAAAGGCAGAUGAGUUUAUGGAUACACCAGAAGUAACUAUUUAUCAAAGGACGAGUGACCUUCCUGAAUCAGCUCCUUCUGGCAGUGAACAAAAUCAUGACAGUCGUAAAGAAAGCGCAGACAUCGACCUGAGAAAUACAAUGAGUGCAGACGAAGACAAGGUAAAAGAGGCAGAUGAGUUUAUGGAUAAAGUAAUAACUUUAAUGAAAGAACAUCCCAUAGUGCCACCAAGCGCACGACCAGAUAAGGCUCUCUUUGAACAAACGCACGAACUGAGGAAGCAGCUCAUGGCUGGCCAAAUUGAAAACGAGCAGCAGAAGCAGUAUGCAAAGCAGCGAUCAAUGCUGGACAUAGUGGGUUGGGUUAUAAAAUGUCGUCUAGAACGAAUUCUUGGAACACUUAAUGGUGAUCAAGCGAACCAGUUGAUUGAGCUGAUUGUUAACGGUGGUCUGGGAGGUCUAGGGAGGGAUAAAGGCACCGAUCCUCCAAAGCAGCUUAAAAUGAUGCUUGAAGAAUUGAAGCCUGAACAAGUAAAACUUAUUUUGAAUGGCUUAGAUGCGACGCAACUCAAACAAAUUUUGAGUGGAAUUGAAGGCGCCCAUCAGUUUAAAGACAUUUUCCGAAGCAUUGAUGAAGCCCAGCUCAGACAGCUAAUCAGAUUCUUAAAUGCUGAUCAGUUAAAAGACAUUUUCCGCAGCAUUGAUGAAGCCCAGCUCAGACAGCUAGUCACAAACUUAAAUGCUGAUCAGCUCACACAGAUGGUGAACCAUUUAGCAGGCGAAAAACAAGCCAAAUCCCUGAUGCAGGCGUUUGGGGGAUUGUUGCAAUAAGACCCGAUUUUGUUGACUUUUAUGUAUGGUUAGCAAAGAAGAAUGAUCUGUUAUCCGGACACUAACAUACACAAUAGCUAUAAUUUAUCAUGCAAUUUUAUUCCGCGUUGACAGGUAUCAAAUGUACGACAGUCAAAUAGUUUUUUAACAAUCACAGCACAAUUUGACUUCGCAGUUGUCAUAAUUAAUAUCUUUAUAAUAAAAAACAAUGUGCAAUAUAAUGUCAUUUUUUAAACACAAUAACAUCGGAAAGAAAUAAGUCGUCUGUUGAUCCUUUCAUUAGUUAUCAUUCAUUUAUUGUCCUCAUAUUGUUCUAUUGAUAUGAAGAGGCAUAUGUAUUAUACAAACAACAAGGUAUAUUAUUGAGUCUCGAAAAUACCCAGCAAUUACUGUGAGUGACCCUGUUUUAAGGUAAAUAUACGGUUCUUUUCUUAAAACAAUUUUUCCUCUUAACAUGAAUAAGCUAACUCUCGUUACACAAAACGGACAUACUAAGCGUUCAAAAAGGCUUGUCAUCUAAUAAAUGACUGCCAAAUAUUGAUUCAAUUCAAUCGAACAUGGUUAUUUAAUAAAGAAUUAUUAAUGUCUGGUCGGAAUCGUUUCUUGUAUUAUUGCAGAUUUCAAUGCGCCACUGUUUGACUCACAAGGAUGUGACAAUAAUUUGAUUUCGUCUGAAACAAGAAAUAAAAUAAGUUAUGCAAAUGAUCAAUUAUGCUAUACAUUUGCAGAUGUAACUUACUACGAGUGUGUAUACAUUUUGUAACAUUUGCUUCUUUUAAACGAAACUGUUAAAUGUCUAACGUAUUAUUUGUAAAUAUUAAUGAGAUAUCUUACUUAAAUGCGCUGUAUCUUUGCUUUAAUAUUAGUUUUGGCAUAUAUGAAGCGGUUAUAUUUCAUUGGCAUAUAUACAAUUUGCUUGAAUUAUUUUUCCUGUUUUGCAAUAAAAUACUGAUGUUACGCAUUUGCUGUUAUAAAAAUAAAAGAAAAAUGAAUAUGCUUAAAUAUUACCAGGAGAAUAUCUUCCUUUAACCAUAUGCUAGUCUUUUCUUUAAAAACCAUCUGGCUAUAUGAGAUUUUUUUAUUUAUUUUAUGCAUGAUUUAUUAAAAAUUAAGACACAUAUAUUAACAUGCGAUGACUAAUCAUAGAGUAUGUAUCACAUUUAUAUGGAUAUAGAGUUCAAGACAGUAUUCGUUAUUUCGUUAUUUACGCAAAACAUAACGUUCUUUAAUAUGGUGUUUAUUUAUUAAUAAUAAAUAGUUGUUUUUAAUGCUUCUUUGAUGCUGGAUUAUGCAAUUAAAUACUUCCUUUUAUACAGGCUUUGAUUUAAUUGAUAGCAUGUACAUGAGAAAAAAUACCAUCUUAUUUUGGAACUUAUGUCCAUAGCAGAUGUGUUUCUUCUUUUAAUGCCUUUAUCGUAAUGUGUUUCCGAUCUUAAGACAACAUAUCCUAAUAUAUACUUUUUCAAGAUUUAAUAAUAUAAACAUCUCAUAGACAAAAAUUGCAACCCGAGCAGAUGAAUGUCUACCUAUGCAACGAAAUUUAGGUAUAAUAAUAAGCGAUAAAUGUUUACAAAAAAACGUUACUUUGUAAUAUCACUUUAGUUGUUUCACGUAUCUGUUAAUACGUUUGAUUGACUAAUUGGUAUGUGUCAUACUGUAUAUUAUUGCUAUUUUCGAUUAUUCAAAACAUUCAUACUUUAUAUUAAGUACAUAGAAAUUGUACUUGCUUUUUUAUUACACAAUAAGGUGGGCACGUCCCUUUCACUACAUUUUUGAGAAUGAAGUAGUUGCAAUCGAUAUUGUAAACACAGAAAGAGGUUAUUUCGAUUAAAAACAAGUGUAAUAAAUGCAGUCGUAAAUUAA